UCUCUCUACUUUUUUCUCACUCUUACUUUUUUAUAUAUUUAUUUAACACACUCAACAUCCCUUUCUUAAACUCCGUGCCGAAAAGUUUUGCCUCAACUAUGAAGAAACGGAGGGAGUACAUUAAUGUCCAAGAAGUUGAAAUCAAUGUAGUUCUGAAAUUUUCUAGGAGUAAUACACGACUGCAAGAUUUUACUUUUACAACCUAAUAUUUGACUUAUUUGUUUUUCCAGAGACCUCAGUUCACCCAUUUCCUAUCAAAUAAGAAAUAUUUUACAUAAUAUGUUAAACUAUUACUUAAUUGUGAAAUGACUUUAGGUUACUACACACAAUUUACGUUGAAGUACAUAUAAUAUUCAAAAAUCAAAUAAAAUACUACUCGUAUAUAAAUACAUCAAAUAAUGUGAUUAAUGGUUCUACAAACAUGUAAAAAUCAUAUUAAUAAUCUAUAAAUAUCAUAUUCGAUUUUAAAAUUUUAAUUUAUUUUGGAUAUUCAAGAUGUCAUACUAAAUACUAUUAUUUAUAUUUAAUAAUAGCAAUAAUAUAUGCAUUGAUACACACUCGCACAUAAAUUAGUUGAUUUGUGAAUUUUUUUUGUACGAGUUAAAUAUAAAACAAAAUGUUUUAAUUUAUUCUGUAUUAUUUCAAUAAUAUGAUCCAUUUUAUACUUUUUUUCCUUUUAUUUUAUUUUUACUAACAAGAGACAUCACUAAUUUCUUCUUACUUAUGUCUCUUGUUAGUAGAUAAAGAAGGAAGAGAAAAGUUACAAAAUGAAACCUACCAACUAAUUUCCUAUUGUAAUUAAUUUUGAACACUAGGAGUUACCUUUACUAGUGAUAAAAGUAUAAUAAGUGUUUAACUAUAAAAGUCUUAAAUUUAGGUUGAAGCAUUGAUACAUGAGUUAGUACAUUUUUUAGAGGGACUCAUGAGUUAUACUUGAUCCUCAAAUAAAUGUGGAAGAGAGUAAUUGAAAAAGUUAGAAAGUAAAAUAAAAUUAUAUGGGUGUAUUAAAGGUCAUGAAUAACGGGAGGAAUAAAUUUUUACAAUAUAAGAAUAUAUUGAUUUGUAACAAACUAAAUAUCAAAAGAGAAAAAGACAAAAUGGAGAGAGUUAGGAAAAAGGGAACGAAGAGAAAGUUGAAAAUGGCCUUUCACCGGCCUACCCCCAUUUCUCCUUUUAAACUACUCAAUCCCCCCAUUCUCGAUUCUCCAAUCCCAACACACACACCCACACAGUUUUGACAUUUACACUUUAGCUCUGGGAAACCAAUCAAAUUCCAAUUUUUCUCUCUCUAGCAUUUCAAAGAUAGAGGAAAAGAAAAAGACUUGAUUUUUACAGUUUGUGGAGUGAGAGAGAAGGGAAAUCUUGAAGCCCUUUUGUUGAAUAAGAAUGGAAGGUGGUGGUGGUGGUGGGGUGGCGGUUCUUGGGUGGAGGGGAGUGGUGGGGUGGAAUGACGAGGUUGCCCUUUUGGAGGAAGACUGUAACACUCUGAAUCUGAGGUGGUUAUGGGGUUUUCAUUGGUGAGGGGGAGAGCAAUGUGGUUUGUUCUUCUCCAUCAGAGAAAAAGGGAGAAAGAAAUGUUGCCCCCCCCCCCUUUUUUUUCCUUUUUUGUUGGUUGAAGGCAGACAGGUUGGAGCCAGGCAUAUUUUUUACAGUGUUUUUGUUCUCUAAAAUAUUGGAAAAGGAAAAAACAAGGAGACUUUUUAUAAUCAUUUGGCCUCUUUCUUCUGUAUUUUUUAUUUUUAUUUUUGCUAUUUUAAAGUUUUUUGGCUAACCUAUUAUGAGAAAAGAGUUCAUUUGGAAAUUUUAGCAUUUUGUCCUGGAGAGAGCUGAUGAGGAGAUAGGAGGUUUUGCCAAUGCAGAGGGGAAGAUAUUGGAAAUGGAGCAUUUUGGAAUUUGGUGGUAUACAUAGAUUUUGUGUAUUUAUCUUUUGUAAGUCAAGAAAAAAAAAGAUAAUUGUACUGUACUUGAAUCGAAAUUAUGAUAAUGACUAAUUGAUGAUGAUGGUAUCUAGUUUAUGCUUUUUUUUCAUUUCCCUUUUCCUAAUUCUGUUGGUUGGUUGGUUAUUUUAGCUAUAUCCUUUUUAAUAAUAUGUUUUGGGCUUUGAUUAGUGCAGUUUUCUUUUAGUUUCUCUACCUUUUUCACUUUUUGAGUAAAGAAAGGUGCUUGCUGCUUCUCCAACAGAUGUAAAUCUAAUCUUAGGUGUCAUUUGUUGUGAGAUGAUUCAUAAAAAGGCUUGAGCUUAAUCUUCAGUAUGAUAGUAUCUGAAACAAUAUGAAUUAACAAAGAUUCCUCCCUUUUCCCCUUUACUGGUGUUAUGUGAAUGAGCAAGUUUGCUGGCUUUUUUGGUAUUUGUGUUAUAGUUUCAAACAGAGGGAUUCUUUGAUUAAAGGCUUAUGAAAGCAUGUAUUCACCUUGUUUCAUUUUUCUCUGUGGUUUGACGGAUCACAGAGGAGAACGGAGCUGGUUAACAUCGUCUGUGUUUUGCUCAUGGAACAACACACGUGGUCAGUUGCCUGGGUAUUUUGAUGCCUUGUGCAGUCAUUAUUGUCGAUGAAGUCGCAGUAGGUUUAUUCGAAUUUCACAUAUUAAGUGCAAUUCAUCUGCCAACCAUAUAAUGUGACAUUUAAGUUUGAUCAGAUCACCAAUCUUGCAUAUAUCUUUGAUCAUAUGAUGUUUCAUGUUAAAUACUAUGCUCCUCAGCUUGCAUUUGAAUUCCUCGUUGUAUGAACGUCUUGAUGUCUAAGGUAAGGAACGCCUUGCUUAGCUCGUUUAGUCCAGUUUCUUCCAUUUCAAUAGCACAUGAUCCGUUGUUAUGUGGAAAUUUUGCUGCAAACAAGAUCCAAGAACAUGUUUCUUGCCCUCCUCGAAUCUUCCCUUUUCACAUAAAAUUUUUGGUAUAUUUUGAGGUGUCAAGCUAUUCGGCCGUGCUAUUUGAUGCUUUGAUUUUGGUUCUUGAAAUUCAUAUUCAUCGGUAUGGUUCCCGGCAUUCAUUGCUAAAGGUUAGCCAAACCUACUGUGAACAGUUGUGACUCUACUAACCAAAACACACACACACACACACACAAAAUGUAUAUAUGUGUGUGCAUCUAUGUAUGCAUCUUUUUGCACAUAAUGUCUCAUUAAGGAGUGUUAUGAAAGUAAGUUUUAGGUCUACAACUAAAAUUUCAGUAUGGUUGAUAUGCAAUGCAAUGCACCUGCAUUUGGUAUUAAAGUACUCCUAGUUUUUUAUUAUUUGCUGCAUUACUGUCACAUUUUAGGUGUCUUGAUCACUCAUAUUUAAUUUUUUUUGCUGUAAUUUGAAGUAAGAUUUCAGAAGCUCUGCCACAAAAAAGGACUGUAUUGAUUCUUCUGUUAUCUCCAGUUUAUUAUUCUAUGGAAUUUUUGCAGCUACAUAGACUACAGACUGAGUGGACCCGAGAAGAAGAUGAGAAGUUAUUGCAUUUGGCGAAACUGAUGCCUACCCAGUGGAGGACGAUUGCCCCUAUUGUUGGUGAGAUUGACCCCAAUCCGGAAUCGAAGCCUGCUCGUCCUGAUCCUGUAGAUAUGGAUGAAGAUGAAAAGGAGAUGCUGUCUGAAGCUCGGGAUCGGUUAGCCAACACCAGGGGUAAGAAGGCAAACAGCUUGAAGAGGCUCGGAGGCUUGCUUCAUUGCAGAAAAGAAGAGAGCUUAAAGCUGCUGGAAUUAACCUUCGCCCUAAGAAGAGAAAGAGAGGAGGAAUUGAUUACAAUGCUGAAAUUCCUUUUGAAAAGAGACCUCCACCUGGCUUUUAUGAUAUUGCUGAUGAAGAUCUGCCUGCUGAAUUAG
Messenger RNA from Salvia splendens (bonfire salvia), 3804 nucleotides. Its product is annotated as cell division cycle 5-like protein. The coding region runs from base 3373 to 3804 and encodes 143 amino acids. Gene Ontology annotation, biological process: mRNA splicing, via spliceosome. Gene Ontology annotation, cellular component: spliceosomal complex; Prp19 complex. The transcript is spliced from 2 exons. The record is from RefSeq and is a predicted model, not a curated record. Lineage: Eukaryota; Viridiplantae; Streptophyta; Magnoliopsida; Lamiales; Lamiaceae.